Messenger RNA from Uloborus diversus, 3050 nucleotides. RefSeq names its product engulfment and cell motility protein 1-like (gene Ced-12). Lineage: Eukaryota; Metazoa; Arthropoda; Arachnida; Araneae; Uloboridae. Gene Ontology annotation, biological process: cell motility; actin filament organization. The record is from RefSeq and is a predicted model, not a curated record. Gene Ontology annotation, cellular component: plasma membrane.
AUGCCUGCAAUCAAAGACAUAAACAUCGUUAAAAUAGCUGUAGAGAUGGAGGAUCAAGUGCCCCAACUUAUCGAGUUUGAUCAAAAGCGUCCACUGGCUGCCAUAAUUCAAGAUUUAUGCACGACAUGGGGUUUAACUGAAGCUGACCAAUACGCUCUUCAAUUUUCUGACAAUGCACACAACUACAUUACUGAGAAAAAUAGGAAUGAAAUAAAAAAUGGGAGUGUUUUACGACUAACUUAUUCUUCCACUAAGACUGCUCAAGAGAUUCUAGAAAAGCUAAAUUUUGGUACUCAAGAUGAGAAAAAAGGAGUUUUAAGAAAACUAGCGAAAUUAUCUGCAGAUUAUACUUUCGCCCUGGAAUUCAUAAAUAAACAAGGCUCAAAUUUCCUUAUUUCUAUGAUUGAAGGCGGAAAUUUUACAGGUGAGCUUAUGGCAUUAACGCUUCAAUCAUUUGUUGAAUUAAUGGAACAUGGUAUUGUGUCAUGGGAUAAUCUACAGGACAAAUUUAUUGGAAGAGUUGCAAAUCAAGUGAAUUCUCAAACUUCAACUCAAGAUUCUAGAUCAUUACAAGCUUCUCUUGCGAUUUUAGAAUCUUUGGUUCUAAGUAGUUCUGGAAAAUAUCCUUUAGUAGAGCAAGAAGUUACUUUGCCAUCUUUAAUUAUGCAUUUACAUUCUACUAUACCGGAAAUUCAGCAAAAUGCUAUAGCUUUAAUCAACGCCUUGUUCUUAAAAGCAGACGCAACUAAAAGACAUGCUGUUGCUGCAACAUUGACUUCUAAACAAAUAAGGAAUGUAAUCUUGACUCAUAUUAUUCAGACACAACAUGUUGGUGCCGAAAUGGCUCACCAACUUUAUGUUCUUCAAACAUUAUUGUUUAAUUUAUUAGAAGAAAAAAAAAAGCGUAAAUUGGAUCCACAGGAGCCAGAAGCAAGAGAAAAAAUUUUAGAGCUUCGCAAAAUUGCUUUCGAUACAGAUGCCGAGAUUGUUAAUUCGACUGGGCGUAAAGGUGGCGGGUACUCGAAAGAUUAUAAAAAGCUUGGUUUCAAAAAUCAUGUGAAUCCUGCUGAAGAUUUUACCGAAAUUCCUCCCGGAAUGCUCGCUUUGGAUAAUAUGAUUUAUUUUGCUCGGAAUCACACGGAAAGCUAUACGAAAGUUGUUCUCGAAAAUUCCUGCAGGGCAGAUGAACACGAAUGUCCUUUCGGUCGUACAAGUAUUGAGCUUACAAAAUUGUUGUGUGAAAUACUUAAAAUUGGAGAACCUCCUACUGAGCAAGGUAAAACAUUUUAUCCUAUGUUUUUCACUCAUGACCAUCCAUUUGAAGAAUUCUUUUGCAUUUGCAUCAUUCUUUUGAAUAAAACCUGGAAAGAGAUGCGUGCUACAACAGAAGAUUUUCCCAAGGUGGUUAGUGUUGUCAAAGAACAAAUAACCAGAGCUUUAAAUACCGAUCCUCCUCCAUCAACACUUGAUUCUUUUAAGUCAAAACUUGCUACACUAACAUAUAAUGAAAUUACGAAUUUAUGGCAGCAAGAACGAUCAAACAGGGAAGAGUGGGAGUCGCAGGCCAGGCCGAUUGUUGAACUGCGUGAGCAAAUUACUCCGGAAAUAAGGAACUUAAUACAAGAUCAAAGGUUGCAGUAUUUAUGCGAGGGCACAAUGUUUACAAAAUAUUCAAAUAAAGGACAGAGAAUAAAAGAUAAAUUUUGGUAUUGUCGCUUAUCUCCUAACCAUAAAGUAUUUCAUUAUGGAGACUGUGAUGAAAAUCGUGGAGUGCCGGGCUUGGAAGAGCUGCCACAUAAAUUACAAGUUAUUGAAGUCAAGGCUCUAGUUGUUGGCAAAGAAUGUCCUCACAUGAAAGAAGUGAAACGUACAAAGUCGACUCUGUCUCUGGCAUUUUCCCUUAUUCCUGACUCUGAUCAAGAACCUUUGAAUUUUGUUGCUCCUAAUGAUAAAGAAUUUGAUUAUUGGACAGACGGAAUAAAUGCUUUAAUAGGAAAUAAAAUGAUGAGUAAGGAAACAAAGCAUGAUUUAGAGACUCUUUUGAGCAUGGACAUAAAAUUGAGACUUUUAGAUACUGAAGGUGUUGAUAUUCCUGAAAAUCCUCCAAGUAUUCCUAAAGAUCCUCCAAAUUAUGAUUUCUGCUAUGAUUUUAAAUAAGUUGCUAAAAACACGAACUAAACUUAUUAAUGUGAUUGAUAGUUUUACUCUAUAGAACAUUUUUACUCUUUUUAUGUCACAACAAUCAUUUGCGGUAUAUUCAUUGCAUGCUUUUCAAAAGCUAAAUUUCAUAAGAUUUAGUAUUUUACCAAUUAUAUUUCUCAUAAACUGAAACACUUCCUUUAUUAUUAUUAUUAUUGAAAAUCAUGCAUGUGAUGUUCUCUUAAAAAAAUUAAAAGUGCCAGUGGACAAAUAAUGAACCUGUCCAUAGCAAAGCAGAGAAUCAAGCCCUGUGUAUUGGCUUUGUGUAGGCCAAUAACCAUAAGCAAAACUUCUCAGCCACUGAAACCAUAAAUUGUUUCUUACUCUUUCUAAAUCAAAUUAUUAAAUAAUUUUCAUGGUUUUUGUAAUUUUUUGAUUUCUUGAUUAAUUUGUCAUCAUUUGUCUUAAAUAAUGCCAAAUUAUAAAAUUCUGAACAAAAGCUGGAGAAUACUACAUGCAUGAGCUAUCAUCAGAUUGAAUUUUUCAUAUACUGAUGGAGUCUGCUAGUCAAAUAUGUUUUUUAAUCGUGCUGUAAUUUUCUGUAUAUUAUCUGCCUUGGCAUAGGACGGAAUAAAAAUCAUCCCGAAGAGGAAAAAAAAUUAGAAUAAUCCUUUAUAAUCAGGGGUCUGGCCAGAGGAAAUUUGGGUCCGUUGACGGACCCUUCACAAAAAUCUAAUCAAACAAAAAGGACCUUUCACAAAAUCCCGAUCAGCCAAAACGGACCCUUCACAAAAUUCUGAUAAAUAAAAACGGAUUUUUUUCAAGUUGUUUAUUGAAAGAGCAAAUCUGAAAUACAUAUUUCUGAGUAUAGAACCAAGAAUUUUUAGAACCUUUUUCAGGGUGGCGACAGA